This is a messenger RNA of Penicillium odoratum, 504 nucleotides long. Its product is annotated as GNAT family N-acetyltransferase. The transcript has 2 exons. Gene Ontology annotation, molecular function: acyltransferase activity, transferring groups other than amino-acyl groups. NCBI's taxonomy places the organism in Eukaryota, Fungi, Ascomycota, Eurotiomycetes, Eurotiales, Aspergillaceae. The record is from RefSeq and is a predicted model, not a curated record. Bases 1 to 504 code for a protein of 167 amino acids.
AUGGCCGAUCUGCACUUCCGCAUCGCAACCCUAACCGAUGCACCCUUCAUCCAACAACUUGUGCAAUCCGCAUUCCGCGCAGAAGAUACUCGAGAAAACUGGACCGCAGACAUGGAACUAGGAAGAAACUUUACUGUCUCCAUUGAUGAUGUAACGAAAACAAUCACCAUGCCAAACACUGUUAUUCUCCUCGCCUUCACCAACGAUCAUCGCGAGAUACUUGUGGCUUCAGUCGAUGUAUCUCAGCGCACGAAUGACUAUGCACGUCUUUCUAUGGUCGCUGUGAACACCGAUUACCAGCAGGCGGGGGUUGGAAGACAGGUGCUGGCUUAUGCGGAGGAAUACGCACGUGAGACGUGGGGCGUGUCGAAAACAGGACUCAAUGCUCUUUCUACACGUCAGGAAUUGAUUGCUUGGUAUUUGCGUCGUGGGUAUCAGAAGACGGGGGAGAGGUGCCUUUUCCUAGAGAGAAGUUUCCCAAUUUGGUAUUGCCGGAGGAUCUAG